AUGCUUUCAAUACAAGAUCCUGAGACUGUUCCCGCCGGCCUGCUUGAAAUUUUUGAGCGUGUUCGACAUAGUGCUGACUUUAUGCCUUUGAAACAGGUUGACAAACAGAUGACUGCCUCCUUUGGAUCGGACUGGAGGUCGCGAUUCGCUUCUUUCGAAGAACGUCCUUUUGCAGCAGCCUCUAUUGGACAGGUACACAAGGCUGUUUUAUUCGAUGGGCGCAACGUUGCUGUGAAAAUUCAAUAUCCGGGAGUUGCGGAAGGGAUCGACUCUGAUAUCGACAAUCUUGUGUCCAUACUUUCUUUCGGCCAACUUUUCCCUAAAGGAUUGUUUUUGGAGAAUUUUGUGGAGGUAGCACGCAAGGAACUCGCCGAUGAGUGCAGGUAUUUGAGAGAGGCACGUGCUAUGAAAAAAUUCCGUGAGUUGCUUGCUGACUCAAACGACUUCUACAUUCCCGAAGUGGUGGAUUCGCUUACCACAGAUCGAGUUCUCACUGCAGAAUAUAUCGUAGGAAAACCUGUUGAUCAAUGCGUGAACGAACCACAAAUUGUUCGCGAUUACAUUGCUGCAAAGUUCAUCGAACUUUGCCUUCAUGAGAUUUUCAUUUGGAGAUUCAUGCAGACGGAUCCAAAUUGGUCAAAUUUUUUCUUGGGAGUUCAUCCAGUGACAGGUUAG
Ostertagia ostertagi is the source of this 675-nucleotide messenger RNA. NCBI's taxonomy places the organism in Eukaryota, Metazoa, Nematoda, Chromadorea, Rhabditida, Trichostrongylidae. The record is from the annotation of a GenBank genome assembly.